Molecule: messenger RNA, 2617 nt
Organism: Pipistrellus kuhlii (Kuhl's pipistrelle)
Lineage: Eukaryota; Metazoa; Chordata; Mammalia; Chiroptera; Vespertilionidae
Gene: ETS2
Product: ETS proto-oncogene 2, transcription factor
Exons: 10
Coding region: 211-1605 (464 amino acids)
Biological process (GO): regulation of transcription by RNA polymerase II; cell differentiation
Cellular component (GO): nucleus
Molecular function (GO): DNA-binding transcription factor activity, RNA polymerase II-specific; sequence-specific DNA binding
Source: RefSeq, a predicted model, not a curated record
CCCAAAGGGCAGCACCAAAAGGACCCGCACUUGAAAUUGAGGUUGGUUUACGUGGAGCGGGCUCUCGGCCUGUCUGCCACCCUGAGGAGCCAUGUUGAGUAAAAGAAGUGAACUUAAACCUGAGUAGUUCUGUGUCUGCCCGAACCCACGUUGAUGCUGCCUGGUUCUUACAGAACACAUUAAAAGCUGGACAACAAAGAAUUCUGUUCUAUGAAUGACUUUGGAAUCAAGAACAUGGACCAGGUGGCCCCUGUGGCUAACAGUUACAGAGGGACGCUCAAGCGCCAGCCGGCCUUCGACACCUUCGACGGGUCCCUGUUUGCCAUCUUCCCCUCCCUGAACGAGAAGCAGGCUCUCCAGGAAGUGCCCACGGGCUUGGACUCCAUCUCUCAUGACGCGGCCAGCUGCGAGCUGCCGCUGCUCACGCCCUGCAGCAAGGCAGUGAUGAGCCAGGCCCUGAAGGCCACCUUCAGCGGCUUCCAGAAGGAGCAGCGCCGGCUGGGCAUCCCCAAGAACCCCUGGCUGUGGACGGAGCAGCAGGUGUGCCAGUGGCUGCUCUGGGCCACCAACGAGUUCAGCCUGGUGAACGUGAACCUGCAGAGGUUCGGCAUGAACGGCCAGGUGCUGUGCAACCUGGGCAAGGAGCGCUUCCUGGAGCUGGCGCCCGACUUCGUGGGCGACAUCCUCUGGGAGCACCUGGAGCAGCUGAUCAAAGAGAACCAGGAAAAGGCAGAAGAUCCGUAUGAAGAAAAUUCUCACCUCAACUCGGUUCCCCAUUGGAUCAGCAGCAACUCAUUAGGCUUUGGCGUGGAGCAGGUGCCUUACGGGAUGCAGACGCCGAGCUACCCCAAAGGCAGCCUCCUGGACAGCAUGUGCCCGCCUGGCACCCUCAGCGCCGAGCAGGAGUUUCCCAUGUUCCCCAAGGCCCCGCUCGGCACGGUCGGCGUCGGCUACUGCUCCGUCAGGCAGGACUUCACCGGCAGCACCUUGAACCUGAUGGCUGGCGGUCCCGGGAAGCCCGGGGACCGCGACGCCUCGGAGCAGGGCGGUGACAGCUUCGAGAGCUCGGACUCCCUGCUGCAGUCCUGGAGCAGCCAGUCGUCGCUGCUGGAGCAGCGGGUGCCCUCCUUCGAGAGCUGCGAGGAGGACGGCCAGGCCCUGGGCCCCGGCAAGCCCACCAUGUCCUUCAAGGACUACAUCCAGGAGAGGAGCGACCCGGCCGAGCAGGGCAAACCGGUCAUUCCUGCGGCUGUGCUCGCGGGCUUCACGGGAAGCGGACCCAUCCAGCUGUGGCAGUUUCUGCUGGAACUGCUCUCGGAUAAAUCCUGCCAGUCCUUCAUCAGCUGGACCGGCGACGGCUGGGAGUUUAAGCUCGCCGACCCCGACGAGGUGGCCCGGCGCUGGGGCAAGCGGAAGAACAAGCCCAAGAUGAACUACGAGAAGCUGAGCCGCGGCCUCCGCUACUACUACGACAAGAACAUCAUCCAUAAGACGUCAGGCAAGCGCUACGUGUACCGCUUCGUGUGCGACCUGCAGAACCUGCUGGGCUUCACGCCCGAGGAGCUGCACGCCAUCCUGGGCGUCCAGCCGGACACGGAGGACUGAGGCCGGGGCCGCGCGGGAUGGGGCCAUCCCGACCGACGCCCGGGCCCUGCCGGCCGCCCCCACUCUGGGGGGGGGGGACAGCACCGAGAAGCAGUGGCCUUUUCCUUCCAAACUGCGGCUCUGCCCGAAGCACACGGAGCCUAUGGGCAGGAACACGCCAUUGGGGGGCUGCAGCCGCGUGGACGCGGCCGAGGGGGCGCCCCAGGGGCCGCGUGAGGCUGCGAGCGUCCUCGGAGGAGGAGGGAGCGUGUGGACGCGCACAUUUGGUUCGUCCUCUCCGGCCGUCGGACAGGAAGGCGGUCUCUCUGUCUCGGAGGGCGGGAGGGGCAGGGAGCCAUCGUGCGGUUUCGGACGCGGGUUUGUACAUAAGGAUUGUAAUCUUACCCCUGUUUAUCUAAGCCCUCACCGUUCUAUUUAACAGAAGUUGUAUAUUGUAAUUUAAAGUAACUCUAUGACUCUGUGACAUAAGAGUGCGCCACGCGUACCCCGUUUUUUUGGUUUUUUUUCAGGAGCGCCCAUGAUGGCGUUUUGCAGAGGGUUUGUGAGACGCGAAUCAUUUGCAUUUACUGUGCCUCCAGGCGAAGGUCUAAGGGGGCUCACCCCCCAUAUUUUUGUGUGUGUGUUUUGUUUUGUUUUGUUUUGUUUGCUUUGCCCGGGCUAUUCUCCGGCAAGGACGUUGUUCAUUUGGGGAUUUUUAUAAGAAAUGUAAUGUUAUUAUCUGGGGCCGCCUCCAGCCUCUCCUUUGAAUUGUAACGUAAAACCUCUAAAGCAGUAUUUUUCUUGACGGAGGGCAUAAGUCCCUCGUGCCGACGCAUGCCUUUCAGCCCGUGGAUCCACAAACCUGGCUUCCCAGUUUGUCUGUGUGUUCCUCCUGCAGCUCACCCCCCCCCCAGCCCCACGUGACUCUGAUUAAAAUAAGAAUACUAUUUUUGGAAAAAUAUGCAAACUCCUUUUCUGAGACGAGGAGGGAUUUAUGUAGCAGCUAUUUUUACUGUAAAAGUAUUUCACUGGA